Messenger RNA from Rosa rugosa (rugosa rose), 687 nucleotides. RefSeq lists its product as uncharacterized. The record is from RefSeq and is a predicted model, not a curated record. The coding region runs from base 1 to 687 and encodes 228 amino acids. Lineage: Eukaryota; Viridiplantae; Streptophyta; Magnoliopsida; Rosales; Rosaceae. The transcript has a single exon.
AUGAAGAAAGUGAUUGAUGCAUGCAAACGUGCCGACCCUCGAGAACUCGCGGCCGACAUAGUGAGGGACGUCGGUAAGUCUCCGUUUACUGAUGACGUCCUCAAUAUGGCGAAACCUCGCAGGUUUACCACACCCGUGUUCCAAACGUAUGACGGAACAAUCGACCCAGUGGACCACAUCAAGGGGUACAAAAAACAGAUGUCCAUCGAGACGACCGAUGAGAAAUUGAUGUGCAAGAUUUUCCGCUCAAGUCUCACAUGGCCUGCGUCGACGUGGUUUCAAGAUCUCAAACCGCAUUUCAUACCAGAUUUCGACACAUUAAGCCGCGCUUUCAUUUCACAAUACUUCUACAAUCGCAAACAAAAGAAGGACUUGGCGACUAUGUUCAACACUAAGCAGAAGCUAGGGAAAAAGGUAGGAAAAAUUUUCAAAAGGUUUAGAGCUAAAAUGAGCCAUGUUAAUUGUGAUCCCCAAUUCGCCGCAAUCGCGUUCCGAGAAGGAUUGCUUUUUGGAACACCGUUAUACGAAAGUUUGUUGCGUGAUCCGCCAAAGGACAUGGAUGGCAUCAUUACAAGGGUUGAGGGGGAGGUCAGAAUUGAAAAAGAGAAAGAAGCACGCGAAGCCCGACUCACUGUCGUUGUCACCUCGAGAGAAGUUGAAUGGAACAACACAAAAAAUGACAUUUAG